GAGGAGGAGAAACCACAGCACGAUUACUCACACAACUGUUUCAACGUGUCAGUGAAAAGUGAGAGUUGACUCAGAAUGAUGAUGAUGAAGGUACUACUGACGGUGGGGGUGAUGGCGGUGACGACGUUCGCAGAAGAAAAGGGCAAUGGCAGAUCUGACCUUGUCAAGUACACCAUCAAUCCUGGUGGACAGGUCCUUAUCAAGUCACCAGAAAACCUCACUCAUAGCGAGUACGUAGUUGAGUGUCACAAGGUUGAUUUUACUACCUUGAAGCUGGUACCCGGGGUAACAACCUUUCCCGACUGUGACAGAGAAAGAUUCAUAAUUUCCACGAAUAAUACCAGGGACAUAGAGGUCUGUGCAAAUAAUAAGUGGCAGGAUCUACAGAACACCGGAACGUCUAAUGGCUGGAUGAAAAUCAAGUACCAGCUCCUGCAGGGUGUACGGUCCACUGCGUUCCAAUUUGUCGUCAAGUGUUCGAGAGUAAGUCAGAUGAAUAGCAUGAAAUAGUGUCUCAAGCAACUGCCUCUAUUCUUUAAAAACACGACUGUACGAGGACCACGAUGAGAUUUUUUUUUAGGGAUAUGUUCAUUUUAAGGAGUGAUAUUUUGUUUCUCACUAUUCAGUGUAUAUGGACUCGGAAACCCAAUCACAUCUUCCUGACUAAUACUAACAGAAUGUAAACUAUUAAUAACAUAACCUGGAUUUACAAAACACUUGGGAGAGAAGACCAACCAUUUAUCCCCUCGUCAGCUACAGUCUUUAACCUGAUUUAGUCCACCUUAUACAUUACUUUAAUAACUGAAACCCAAAGUAAAGAAGCCUAACCUAACCUAUUAACCUAACUUAUUCUAAUGUAGUUUAACUAACCCUGAACCCAAGUUAACUAAACUCGUGGUACUAAAAUAUACAUUAUUCAUUCUAUACUGAACAGUAUGACAUACAGUAUAUACAGUACAUACAGUAUGAAAUAUGCAUUAAUAUACACUCGUAGAUAAAUAAUAAUUAAUUUACUUUAAUUAGAUACAGAAAAUAUGCAGUAUAUGCUGAAUAAAAUAUACAGUAUAUGGUGAAUAAGAUAUAUAGUAUAUGGCAAUGCUUAUUGACUGCUACUUAAAUAUGCUGUAAAAUAUAGAAAAUAUUAUAUUCCUGGCUGAUGUCAACUUUCAUGAUAUAUUAUGAAUUUAUCUCCUAAAAACCUCUUUUGAUCUCGUGCGGUGUAUUAACAGAAUAGAAUAAAAUAUUGCAACACAAA
This is a messenger RNA of Homarus americanus (American lobster), 1255 nucleotides long. RefSeq lists its product as uncharacterized. The transcript is spliced from 4 exons. Bases 76 to 510 code for a protein of 144 amino acids. NCBI's taxonomy places the organism in Eukaryota, Metazoa, Arthropoda, Malacostraca, Decapoda, Nephropidae. The record is from RefSeq and is a predicted model, not a curated record.